Funneliformis caledonium is the source of this 4314-nucleotide messenger RNA. Lineage: Eukaryota; Fungi; Glomeromycota; Glomeromycetes; Glomerales; Glomeraceae. The record is from the annotation of a GenBank genome assembly.
AUGAGUUUCCCAAAACGCAAACAAACGGGAACUUUAUAUCCUUGGUCCCAAAGGAAACUCUCAAUUUCUAAUCCAUUUCCUCGUUAUGGUCAUUCUGCAAGUCAAAAUGCCAUAAGUAAUGAACUUUUUUUGUUUGGUGGAAUCGCUAGGGGAAAACUUAGAAACGAAGUUUUUACCGUAGAAUUUAAUACUCUUAACGUUCUUGCCUUCGUUACUUCGGGUGAAGUACCUUCGCCACGAAGUGGUCAUACUCAAGUAAACUUUGGAACAAAUAUAAUUGUUUUCGGAGGAAUAACCAAUGAAUUGACGAAUAAAUCCGAUGAAAAUUUGUAUAUCCUUGACACCGCAUCAAAGGUAUGGAGCGUUUCCGAACAUGAAAAUCCUCCAUUAUCACGUCAUGGACACUCGGCGACCAUUAUCGGAGGAAAAAUGUAUAUCUUUGGUGGCCAACGUGAAGGAAAAUACUUGAACGAUUUAAUUUCUUUUGACAUAAAAUCUCGACAAUGGGAUGUUAUUAUCCCACGUGAUCAAUCCCCACACGGUCGUUCCGGACAUAUUUCAUAUGCAUAUAAAGAAAAAUUUUACAUAUUUGGUGGAAUCGAUGAAAAACAAUGCUAUAAUGAUACAUGGUGUUAUGACACUUGGAACAACACAUGGACAGAAUUAUUAUGUACCGGAUAUUUUCCACUCCCACGUCAUGAUCAUGGUUCCACCAUGGUUAAUGAUAUAAUAUAUAUUUUUGGUGGUAAAACUUAUGAGAAAAAAGAACAAGGCGAUUUGGCUGUACUUGGUGGUGAGUCUAUAAGCUCACCUAAACCUGAUGAAGAAGGAAUAAUACACGUACUCGAUACAUCAAAGAUAAAAUACCCAUCGGUAUCACAACAGGCGAUUCCGCAGCAAAUACAACAGGGAUCGCAAAGAAAACAAAAUUUUCCACAAGCUCAAAAAUUAUCGCCUAAAGAACUUGCUCCAAAUCUAAUUGAUAAUAAUGGAAGUAUGCGACUGAAGCAUAUAUUUCCCACAUCAAGACAAAGUUCAAUUUCAAAUUCACGUAGUGAAGAUGAACAACCUUCUCGUUCAAUAAGUCCUUAUGGUUCUCCGCGGAUGCCACCAGAAAACACGGGAGGAGGAAUGAAUUCUUCAAUACCUCCUGGUCACAUUCCUUUACAGCAACAGCAAUUACAACAACAAAUUCCAACAAGGAGAAGCCCGCAGCCUCAUUAUCAAAAUACGUUACUAACUCAACAAGGAUAUCCAAAAAGUCCCGCACUUCAGGAAACACCGUCUCCAAGAGGAAUGUCCGCUUAUGACGUUAACGCAAUUGCAAUGUCAAAUUCAAAGGGAAACCCUCCCGAACAGAUAAUUUAUAUGGAACGUUCAACUUCGCCCCAAUCACGUUCACAAUACGGAAACGCUGAAAGUCUUCGAAAGAAAACGCCUUCCCCACUUGCUAAUGUGAUCGAUGAAAUCCCAAAUCAACAACAAAAUAAUGAUAAUAAUCUUCAGAAACAAGGAGGUGCCAAGAAGCAAUUUGAAAACCCACGUCAAGCUCCUCGACCUCCUAACCCAAAUAUGAAUAACGUGGAUAAUCAAAGUAAAUCGGCACCAUAUAGCGGUUUGUCGAGCGAUAAAGGAAAUAAUACCGGAGGGUUGUCAUCACCAGCGUCCAUAAACGUUAAUACGAUGCCUCCAAGUCCGAUGUCUUAUGAAGAAGGGAAUUCUUUGUCGUCAACCAUCACGAAUAGUCCCUUUGAAGUCUCCGAUACCGUUGAUCAUUCUCCGGCACGAAUCGAACGUGACGAUUUGAUGCGCGAAUUACAACAGCGCGAUCAAAUUUUAGCUGCGUUUAAAAGGCGUGAAAUGUGGUUUAGAACUGAAUUGACUUUAGCUAGAAAAUCCGGGUAUACCCCGGAAAUAAUGAAAUCAAAAGUGCUUGUAGCAAAUCAAGCUCAAAUUUCAUCUCAAAAAAUUACAGAAUCCGAACGAGCGCGUACUGCUGCAUUACAAGAAGCAGCAUAUUUCAAAGCAAAAUUGACAGCUAUAAUGAAUUCAUCAGAAUCAAAGUUAGCAAGCAUUGAAGUAAAGCGUGCUAAAGAUCUUGAAAAACGUUUAACGCAAGCAUUAACUGAGAAAGAAGGUAUACAGAAUAAAUACACGCAAUCACAGCAGAGGUUAAAUUAUGAAACCGCUAUCAGGCAAUCAGCUGAGGAACAAACGAAAGUCGCUACAAUUCGUGCUGAAGAAGCCGAAGAAGCCCAUGCACGUGCUUUAUCAGAUCUCGCAACUCUACAUUCUCGUGCUACCACAGCCGAAACUUUACUAAGAGAGACGAGAACGAAAUUAACUGAAACCUCAGCAGAUUUAACGCAAUACCGUUCAGGAAAUGAUAGCAUUCUGUCACAAUUAAAUAAAUCUCAGCAGUCCGUCGAACAACAUCAACGAGCGCUUGAAAAAGCAAAUAACGCUCUUAAAGUCGCUAAUGAAAGAGCGAAUGAAUUUGAAAAGUUAUGGAAACAGUCAUUGCAAGAAAUUCAGAUAUUAGAAAAAGAAGCCGCGAGUCUGCGCGCUGAACUUGAUGUUAAAAUGAAAGAUUUAGAUCGUUCAAAAGCAAGAGCCAUUGACAUGGAAAGGUUACUAGAUAAAGCGCACAAAGAAAACGAUACGAUGAGAGCAACCAUACAAGAAGGGAUGAUCAAUUUAUUGGAUAAUUCCUCAAAAUCGAAUUCAGACAUAAGUGAUUACGUAAAUGUUACGGAUAAACUUCAACUUGUUGAACAAGAACUUUCCGAACUUAAAAUAAUACAUGCUGAGACACAGAGGUUUGCUAAUGAUGCCUCAACCGAGUUAUCGGAUGCCAAGGUUAAAAUUAUGCAAUUAGAAUCGUCCGCCAUGAAAGCUCGUUCAGAAUCUGCGCAAUUACAACGUAGGUUGGGAGAAAGCAAUGAUGAAAUUAUGAAGAUAAAGGUGCGUUUAAGGGAGAAAGAACGAAUCUUGGACGAAAAGGCUCUUGCUCUUGAAGAUUCUGAAAUUAAAGCUGGAAUGAUGCGUGAUGUCAUGACCGAAAGAGGAAUAUUAUUCGGUAACCUAUCAGGAAGUCAACAAGAGUCAACGCCAAUGCAAUUUAGAGAAAUAGAAGCACGUUGCAAGGAAUUAGAGAAUAUGCACGCUAAAGCACAAGCAGAACUUGCAAAAUAUAAGAAUGCAUUACAUAAAGCCAAUGAUGCAGAACGAGGGUCAAAGAGCUUAACAUCGAACAUUUUAAGUACUUUAGCAUUAGAGGAUAAAUUGAGAGUUACCGAGAAGCAGUUAAAUGAGACUCAACGACAGCUUGACGUCGCUAGGCAAAAAUUGAAACAAUUAGAUACGGAUUAUAAGACCGCCACGCAUUACGUUAAAGGAACCGAAAAAAUGUUGAGGAGAAUGAAAGAUGAAUUAACAAAGAAUAAAUCAGAAAGUUCAAAGUUAAAGCAACAAUUAUCAACCGCACAACAUCAAAAUGAAGAUUUAGAAGAUAAAAUUACUGAACUUGAGAACCAAAUGUCACUACAAAAUGGUUAUCGUGCUUCAAGGCAAGAAUUUGCAAAUAUUAAACAAAUAAUUAUACAACGCGAAGAAUUUUUAAAGGAAAAGGAAGAGAUGGAAAAAAAGAUUUCCGAAUUAAGUAAACAAGUUGAACAUGCUAACGAGGAGAAAUCUAUGUCUGAUCAAUCGUAUGAAGCCUUGAAAAAGGAAUAUGAUCACAUACGUAAAGAGUAUAAAUUUUUACGUCAAACUGGUGAUUCACUAAAAGAACAAUUCUCCAGAGCCAGUAAAGAAGUUAAAGUGCUGAAAGAUGAAUUAGAAGAAACUUUAUCACUAAAUGAACUUUUAAAUCAACAACUUGAUGAAGCUUUAAAAAAUAAUGGUCACAUAAAUGAAAAACGAUUUUCCGCAAUAAAUCGUGAACACCUUGUGAAUGAACAACACAAAUGGAAGGCACAGAAAGAAUACUUUGAACAACAAAUCAAUCAACUUCAAAAUGACAAUGUUGAAUUAGGCAAUAAGUUACAUUAUUCAGAAAACAAAAUAACUUUGCUAUUAGAUCAAGUGGGAACGUCAGUUGAAAUGAAAGAAAGUCAGAGAGAUUCAGGAAUAAUAAACGCUUUAACAGAUGAAUUAGAUGUUCUAAAAUCACAAUAUAAAAUUUCGGAUAACGAAACUAAUAAUAUGAGUGAUUUAUAUAAGGCUUCACAAUUAGAAAGGUUUGAUGAAAUAAUGGCAACUUUGGACGCAGUACAGAAAGCUUCUGCCGAAAGGAGUGAAAUUAAUAACUAA